AUGACUCAGUUUAGUUCGAGUCACCAAUCAGCUUAUAGUGUACCUCACAUCGGGAUUGCUGCGAUCAAACAUAUCCUCGUAUUAUUCACCUUUGUACUAUUCUAUAUGCAGCCUCUUAGGUUUAUGUUCCUUAUCUGGAUUGCUAGUAGAAAAUUUAUCAAGAAGAACUACGUUGGUAGUCCAAAGACGUUGAUUAACUUGACUUUCAAUCCAAUUUUUAUUGUAGCUCUGUUUCGCUUCGUUUUCUAUUACCUUGUAGUAUUAAAAGAACAAAUCUAUAAAGGAGGGCCAAUAGGAUAUUUAAAUAAACACCGUUGA
Molecule: messenger RNA, 318 nt
Organism: Phycomyces blakesleeanus NRRL 1555(-)
Lineage: Eukaryota; Fungi; Mucoromycota; Mucoromycetes; Mucorales; Phycomycetaceae
Exons: 4
Coding region: 1-318 (105 amino acids)
Source: RefSeq, a predicted model, not a curated record